Molecule: messenger RNA, 1308 nt
Organism: Penicillium soppii
Lineage: Eukaryota; Fungi; Ascomycota; Eurotiomycetes; Eurotiales; Aspergillaceae
Exons: 1
Coding region: 1-1308 (435 amino acids)
Source: RefSeq, a predicted model, not a curated record
AUGCCUCAUAUCCCAAACACUCCAGAAUCUUUGCUUCCUCGCUCAGAUUCCCGAAAUCCAGCGACAACAUGUAGAGGAAUUACCACACAAGGCCGGCCUUGUCGCCGCGCUUUAGCAUCUCCUAAACCAUCAUCUGCUUCUAAACCUCGAAAGAGUGAUCCUCGACAAGAAGCUAUAGACAAGGCUUCUUUGUACUGCUGGCAGCACCGGGACCAAGAUGUAUCUGCAAACUCACCUGCGAAUCCUGUCGAUACCACCAUUUCGGGAAAACCGAGGACGAGUAUUGAUACGUUAAUGGAUCGCCUGGGAGUGCUGGAGAUAAACGACGACCCAGCGCUCAAAAAGCCUAAUAGGAGGCGGCGAACAAACGAAAAUGGCAUUUAUCAACGUCGACCCAAGAAGAAGAGCACAUUUUGUUGUUUCACGAUAGUGGAAGACAGCGAUGACGAGAAACCCGUGCCGGCUCAAAAGCCUACAGCCCAUCGCCCACAAAGCGGCGUGUCUUCUCAAACCCCGAAUGGAAAGGUUCCACUACCUACCUCGACUGCACAACCGCAAAAUGGGCGUGUUACCUCUCCCAAGAAGGGGAAAUCGUCUGCAUCCUGGCUUCCACCUACACUUCCCCCAGAAACAACCUCCACUCUUCUCGCGGAACUGCAAAAACCAAUCUCUGAAGCCGACUUGGAUGGCUAUAUCUACAUGUUCUGGGUAACACCUCCUACCACCACAACACGGAGUAUCGACGGUCCCACAACAAGCGACAUAGCAUCAUCUCUUCUCCCGCAAGCCGAAGCCACAGAGAACAGCAGAGGCCUUCUCCGCCCACCACCACAAUCUCGCAGCAUCAGCGAAGCUCUCCGCGCAGCCCAAGAUCUCAAUGCCCUAAGCUCCAACCCAACGGCAACCAAGCCGGGGACGCUCCGGCUGAAAAUCGGACGCACGAGCAACGUGCACCGCCGAAUGGCCGAAUGGACCCGACAGUGUUCCUACGACCUGACCCUUAUCCGCUAUUACCCUUAUACCCAUACUGUGUCUGGGUCUUCUUCUCCUGCUCGGGUGCCGUCGAAAAACGGCAAGAGUCAGCCUCUUGCUAAGAUGGUGCCUGGGCGGAAGGUUCCGCAUGUGCAUCGGGUAGAACGCCUGAUUCAUCUUGAGUUGGAUGCUCUACGGAUUAGGGACUUGGGUCAGUGUCCUGAGUGUGGGAAGGAACAUCAGGAAUGGUUUGAGGUUGAGGCUGCGAAGGAGUCGUUGCGUAGUGUUGAUGAGUGUAUUCGGAGGUGGAUUUCUUGGGCGGAGUCGAUGAAAUGA